CUGUGAUUGGCCGUGCAUGCCAUGCCAUCUCUUCUUAAUCUAUGCAUCCUGCAGGUGUGGUUGCAGCCACUGCGACACAGACUGAUAGAAUGCUGACAGAGAUCUGUUGGUCUUUGGCUUAUUUGGCAGGGCCCCAGCGUGCUGUUUUGGAAGAUAAAUCUGCAUGUCCCGACUCAUCAAAGACGAUCAACCUCGAAAAGGACCUCAACUUUAGAUCAAAUGGCGGAAAUUUCGUCGCAAAAAGAAAAGGCAGAUCUGUCCAGCGGCAGCCAUGAUGUGCACCAACAAACAGGAAGCGCUGACCAUGCCGACCGGAUCCUCAUCAACGCCUCGGGCCACAUUCAAGAGCUCCCCAGAAACUUUAGCUUGAUAUCACUCGCAGGCGUCGGGGUGACUGUGGGAAAUGUUUGGCCCGCAAUCGGCGGAUCCAUCCUGACUGCCAUCUUCAACGGUGGACCACCCGGCGUGCUGUACGAAUUCAUCACCGUCUCCGUCUUUUACUGGUGCGUGGCCGCCUCCAUCGCCGAGCUCGCCAGCGCCAUCCCCACGGCGGCGGGAGUCUACCACUGGGCGUCGGUGACGCCGGGCAGCCCACGGUGGGGCCGGCUGAUCGGGUACUUUGCCGGCUGGUGGAACUACCUGGCCUGGGUGGCCGGCGCCGCCAGCAUGGCCUCCAUCCUUGGCAACACCAUUGUGCAAAUGUACGCGCUCAACCACGCCGAAUUUUCCCCGCAGCCCUGGCACGUAUUUGUCGUCUACAUAGCCGCAACCUGGAUCGCCUGCGCCGCCGUCUGCCUCGCCAACCGCGCCAUGCCGUACCUCAACAGCCUCGGCAUCGUCUUGAUCCUCGCCGGCAUCCUCAUCACCGUCACCGUCGUGACCACCAUGCCGGGCCGCGACGGCCGGCCCCCGCACGCCUCGGCCCAGUUCGUCUGGGCGGAUUGGCAGGCCGCCGUCGGGUACCCGGACGGGUUCGUGUUCGUGGCAGGCAUGCUCAACGGGGCGUUUUCCGUCGGCGCCGUGGACGUGGUGACGCAUCUGUCCGAGGAGAUCCCGCAGGCGUCGCGCAACGUGCCGCUGGCCAUGCUGAUGCAGGUGGCCAUCGGAUUCGCCACGGGCCUGGCGUACCUCGUGGCCGUCAUGUACGCCAUCAACGACUACGACGCGCUGUUCGCCGCCCCCUACCCCAUCGCCGCCACAAGCAUCCUCCACCAUUCAUGGCUUAACAGCUGA
This is a messenger RNA of Pyricularia oryzae 70-15, 1233 nucleotides long. RefSeq lists its product as uncharacterized. The record is from RefSeq and is a predicted model, not a curated record. Lineage: Eukaryota; Fungi; Ascomycota; Sordariomycetes; Magnaporthales; Pyriculariaceae. Bases 220 to 1233 code for a protein of 337 amino acids. Gene Ontology annotation, cellular component: membrane. Gene Ontology annotation, biological process: amino acid transport; transmembrane transport. The transcript is spliced from 3 exons. Gene Ontology annotation, molecular function: transmembrane transporter activity.